This is a messenger RNA of Chlamydomonas reinhardtii, 2113 nucleotides long. RefSeq lists its product as uncharacterized. The record is from RefSeq and is a predicted model, not a curated record. The transcript has 6 exons. NCBI's taxonomy places the organism in Eukaryota, Viridiplantae, Chlorophyta, Chlorophyceae, Chlamydomonadales, Chlamydomonadaceae. The coding region runs from base 111 to 1007 and encodes 298 amino acids.
AUAAACUGCCAAGGCAGGCGAGCACGCAGACUGGAUUACAGAUACAGUGACUACUUAUCCGAUGCAUAAGGGUAUCAGUCAAAGUCUGUGAGUUGUUGCCAGACUACACGAUGCCGGGCGCAGCGAGGAGAAUCAGGGACUCCUCUGUCCGUGCGGCCUUGUUGCUCGUUGCGUUGGCGGCAGCAGGCGUAAAUGGCUAUGCCAAAUACUGGUGGGAGCCUGCCAUCGGUGUUAUGCCGGAUGGCAAUCCCUGCCACGCCCACCCAGAAAGGGCAUAUUACGAUCUGACGGACGCUGAAGGCUUCUUCCUGGAGAGCCCGCAUGGAAUCCCCUAUCACGAGGACGGCAUCACUUUUGAGUUCAGGGAGCAAACGGGGGGUGACCUGACCACCCGCGUGUGCCCCGGGGCCAACUACACGGGAAAGCUGUCGCUGCCGGUUCUGGGCCUGGCGCUGCUGUCCAUGUCGGAGGGCCGCUUCCUCAGCCCCGGACCCACACCCGGAUGCCGCAACCGGGUGGACCUGGGUGCCUCCAGCUCGCCGCGGGCACAGACGUCCUUCGCCUUCGCCUUCGCCGUGCCAUGCAACCUGACAGGCGACCUGGAGUUCAGGGUGACUGCCGCCCAGCGCGGCUACCCGUCCACCUGGAUGCAGGCGGCGGCCACACUGGCGGCCGCGGGGCCGGGCGAGUGCCCGCAGCAGCAGCGGGUGCUGGCCUGCGGAGCAGACGCAAGCGGCGGCGGCACGCUGGACCCCGCCGACCCCAAGCUCCAGCCCGACCCAGUGGAGCCCACCCCCUCCAGCGCCGCCGGCCCCCAGCCGCAGUCGCCGGCGCCUGCGCCCCACCCGCCCGGGAAGGGCCCCAAGCAGCAGGGUGCCAAGCCAUCCAGGCAGCAGCCCAAACGGCGCCGCCCGCCGCCCCAGGGGUCUGCCGCCGCCGCCAGGGCCAGCCGCCCGCCGCCCGGCCGACAGAGCCCGCCGCCGCGGAAAAGCCUGCAGCGCCGGUAGACCUCCUGCUGCUGCUGAUGGUGGUGGUGUUGCUGCUGCGUGCCUGCUGUCGCGCGCCUGACGCGCAUGGCGGAGGCGCGAGCAAGGCGUACGCCACACCAGGCAGCGCAGCCCGCCUGCUGGUAGCGGCCCAGGGGCUAGUGCUACUAGUGGUGUUACUGCCUAUGCAAGUUGACAGCCAAGCUUGAGAAACCGCCGUGCCGUGUAUCCAGUAUGGCGGUUGUGUGCGGCGAGAGGCAAGAGGUGAGGUCACAUGCAAAGGGCCCAUCCCAUGCAUGACACUGUGCUCAGGGCUGACCAGAGCAAGCGGCAUGGUGGUGAUCUGCGCGGUGAUGCAUUUCAGAGACAGAAGAUGUGUGUAUGUGUGUGUGGGGUGUGUGUGUGUGUGUGUGUGUGUGUGUGUGUGUGUGUGUGUGUGUGUGUGUGUGUGUGUGUAUAUGUGUGUGUGUGUGUGUGUGUGUGUGUUGUGUGUGCACCUGGUGGCGUUUGGGAUCAGCCACUAGGGCGGUCAUGCCAGUCAGCCAGUGCCCUUCAUCCGGUCAGGAGGCCUUGCGUGCGUCAUGCAUAAUGCAUGUGUGUGCAUACGUGCAAGCAAGCAACCAGCAUGAUCUUUGGAUGCAUGCGGGAUAAGUGGCAUUAGUAGUUGCGGGAUGCUGCAAUGGAGUAGCUAACUAGUGGGGGCUCAGUGGACCGACACGUCGGUGAUGCAUCCCAUGGGUUGUAAUGGACGUGUUUUUAUUCACAUGUAUGCAUAGGGGACAUGAUGGUACAAAGGACCAACGUAGGGGAAUAUGCAGGCAUAGGGCAGGAGGAACGGGUGGCGGUCGUAGCCGGCCGCGGUCGGUGCGGGGUACUUUGACGGUACUUGGCGCCUGGACCGCCCGGUAAGUGCAGCGCAGCUCUUGGGUGAAGGAGGUGAAGUGUUGAGGAUGGGAUCACGUGACGCCGGCGCCCAGCUGGACGACACAGAGUGUGAAGCAGUGGGUGAUGGUGGGGUGCACGAUGGGCGCGAUGGGCGCGCACCGGGAGUCCCAGACCUGUGCAGGAAGAAAGAUGCGCACUCAGAGCAGACUGGAUUCCCGCGCUGCUUGUAAUCAAGUUUCAGU